Messenger RNA from Macadamia integrifolia, 645 nucleotides. RefSeq lists its product as uncharacterized. The transcript is spliced from 3 exons. Lineage: Eukaryota; Viridiplantae; Streptophyta; Magnoliopsida; Proteales; Proteaceae. Bases 141 to 506 code for a protein of 121 amino acids. The record is from RefSeq and is a predicted model, not a curated record.
UGACUGACACUUUUCCAUACGGAACUGAAAUUGAUGAAGACCUUUUUCUUCACUUCCCACAUGAGAGAGAGACCAUCACGAGACUACCAGAGAUGUUCUUGGGUACAUGUUCUGUUAAUUGAAUUUUAGCUUGAGAAGUAAUGGGGAAGAGAGUGUUGUUAGGGGUGCAGAAGGAGAAGAAGCCCAUAAAGCAGAACAAGAAGAGGCUCUUGAAGAAGGUUGUGGAUUAUCUCACAUCAGAUUCAUAUAUGUAUGCUACCCUGCUUUCUAAUCCACCGCCACUUUCAUCAACACCUCCAAAGAUAAUCAGUUCUCCUUCUAAAGGUGAUGAUUACGAGCAAAGUAGACGCAGCCCUUUAACCUUGGGAGGAACCACAAAGGACGUCGAUCCACCAAGCACCUCAAUAGGACAGCGGGAGUCUAAGACUCAUGACGGCAUUCGAUUGAUAAGUGAAAUAGAUGCCCGAGGCCCAGCUACAGCGGCUGUUAGUGACAUAAACCAGUAGGUGUUUAUGUUUGGUACGCUCCGUAAUUAAUUGGAGAUCUAUAAGCAUGGGGUACUGGACUGUAUAUAAAUGUAUGAUAUACCUUAUACUGUUCAACUGUCUAUGGUGUUCCUUCCUGAAUGUAGCUCUGCUUUUCUAA